AUGGACCUGAGGGAAUUUUACUUGUUGACCGCUUUGAUUGCCUGUUUAAGGCUGGAUUCUGCUGUAGCUCAAGAACUUAUUUACACUAUUAGAGAGGAGCUGCCUGAAAAUGUCCCCAUAGGAAACAUACCAAAGGAUCUGAACAUUUCUCACAUCAAUGCUGCCACGGGGACCAGUGCCAGCCUUGUCUACAGACUGGUGUCUAAAGCAGGGGAUGCCCCUCUGGUCAAAGUGUCCAGUACCACCGGGGAGAUCUUUACAACAUCAAACAGAAUAGACAGAGAAAAACUCUGCGCUGGCACUUCCUAUGCAGAAGAAAAUGAGUGUUUCUUUGAACUUGAAGUGGUGAUUCUCCCCAAUGACUUCUUUAGGCUGAUCAAGAUAAAAAUAAUUGUGAAGGAUACUAAUGACAAUGCACCUAUGUUUCCAUCCCCUGUCAUCAAUAUCUCCAUACCAGAAAACACUCUGAUCAACAGUCGCUUUCCAAUCCCAUCAGCAACAGAUCCUGAUACAGGUUUCAACGGUGUGCAGCACUACGAGUUGUUGAACGGGCAGAGUGUGUUUGGCCUGGAUAUUGUAGAAACUCCAGAAGGAGAGAAAUGGCCUCAACUGAUUGUGCAGCAGAACUUGGAUAGAGAGCAAAAGGACACCUACGUGAUGAAAAUCAAAGUGGAGGAUGGAGGUACCCCACAGAAAUCCAGCACAGCUAUCCUGCAAGUCACAGUAAGUGAUGUCAAUGAUAACAGGCCAGUUUUUAAAGAGAGUCAAGUAGAGGUUCAUAUACCAGAGAAUGCGCCUGUAGGCACUUCUGUAAUUCAGCUUCAUGCUACAGAUGCAGAUAUAGGAAGCAAUGCAGAAAUCAGAUAUAUUUUUGGUGCCCAAGUUGCGCCUGCGACCAAAAGAUUUUUUGCUUUAAACAACACCACAGGGCUGAUCACAGUUCAGAGGUCCUUAGAUCGGGAAGAGACUGCUAUUCACAAAGUGACAGUGCUGGCUAGUGAUGGCAGCUCUACACCAGCUCGGGCAACUGUGACCAUCAAUGUCACUGAUGUAAAUGAUAACCCUCCGAACAUAGACCUCAGGUACAUAAUAAGUCCCAUCAAUGGCACAGUGUACUUAUCUGAGAAAGAUCCUGUCAAUACAAAGAUUGCCCUAAUUACGGUUUCAGAUAAGGACACUGAUGUGAAUGGCAAAGUGAUCUGUUUCAUUGAGAGAGAGGUCCCCUUCCACCUGAAGGCAGUUUACGACAACCAGUAUUUGUUAGAGACCUCUUCCUUGUUGGACUACGAGGGCACCAAAGAAUUCAGCUUUAAAAUUGUUGCUUCUGAUUCUGGCAAGCCCAGUUUGAACCAGACUGCCCUGGUAAGAGUUAAGCUGGAGGAUGAAAAUGACAACCCUCCGAUUUUCAGCCAGCCUGUAAUUGAGCUGUCAGUUUCUGAAAACAACCGUCGCGGUCUAUACUUAACAACUAUUAGUGCCACAGAUGAAGACAGUGGGAAAAAUGCAGACAUUGUUUAUCAGCUUGGCCCUAAUGCCUCCUUUUUUGAUCUGGAUCGAAAGACGGGAGUUUUGACAGCCUCCAGAGUUUUUGACAGAGAAGAACAGGAGCGUUUCAUUUUCACUGUUACAGCCCGAGACAAUGGCACCCCUCCUUUGCAGAGUCAAGCAGCUGUAAUUGUUACUGUGUUGGAUGAAAAUGACAACAGUCCCAAAUUUACUCAUAAUCAUUUCCAGUUUUUUGUAUCAGAGAACCUACCAAAGUAUAGCACUGUGGGGGUGAUCACGGUGACUGAUGCAGAUGCUGGGGAAAACAAAGCGGUGACCCUUUCUAUUCUCAAUGACAAUGACAACUUUGUGCUGGAUCCCUUCUCUGGAGUUAUAAAGUCCAAUGUUUCUUUUGAUCGAGAACAGCAGAGCUCCUAUACCUUUGAUGUCAAGGCAGUUGAUGGAGGACAACCUCCUCGCUCUUCUACAGCAAAAGUGACCAUAAAUGUCAUGGAUGUUAAUGAUAACAGUCCUGUUGUCAUCUACCCACCUUCUAAUACUUCUUUUAAGCUGGUGCCACUCUCAGCAAUUCCAGGAUCAGUGGUAGCAGAAGUGUUCGCAGUGGAUAUCGACACCGGAAUGAACGCUGAACUGAAGUACACAAUAGUGAGUGGAAAUAGCAAAGGUCUGUUUCGGAUUGAUCCAGUGACAGGUAACAUCACUCUGGAGGAAAAGCCAACUCCUAAUGAUGUGGGGCUGCAUCGCUUAGUUGUCAACAUAAGUGAUUUGGGUUAUCCCAAAUCUUUGCAUACUCUUGUCCUUGUUUUUUUGUAUGUAAAUGAUACUGCUGGAAAUGCCUCUUAUAUUUAUGACUUGAUACGCAGGACUAUGGAAACGCCUCUGGACAGGAACAUAGGAGACAGUAGCCAACCCUACCAAAACGAGGACUAUCUCACAAUCAUGAUUGCUAUUGUGGCAGGUGCCAUGGUUGUCAUAGUGGUGAUAUUUGUCACUGUUCUUGUUCGCUGCCGGCAUGCAUCCAGAUUCAAAACCGCCCAGAGGAGCAAACAAGGUGCUGAAUGGAUGUCUCCCAAUCAGGAGAACAAGCAAAGCAAGAAAAAGAAAAGGAAGAAAAGGAAAUCUCCGAAGAGUUCUCUUUUGAACUUUGUGACCAUUGAGGAGUCCAAACCUGAUGAUGCAGUUCAUGAACCCAUCAAUGGGACAAUAAGCCUUCCAGCGGAGCUGGAGGAGCAAAGUAUAGGAAGAUUUGAUUGGGGCACAGCACCACCAACAACCUUUAAGCCUAACAGUCCUGAUCUUGCCAAGCAUUACAAAUCUGCCUCUCCUCAGUCUGCUUUUCAUCUCAAACCUGACACUCCCGUUUCAGUGAAAAAGCACCACGUGAUUCAGGAACUCCCUUUGGACAACACCUUUGUUGGUGGCUGUGACACCCUUUCCAAACGCUCUUCCACUAGUUCAGAUCACUUCAGUGCCUCAGAGUGCAGUUCCCAAGGAGGCUUCAAGACAAAGGGCCCCUUACACACCAGACAGGGGGAAUCCUUCAGCAAGAACAAUGGUAUUCCUGUUACACACCAAGAAUGUCCGAAAGAGACGUCUUUUCAUGUCUAUUCAUCUGACAGUUCACACUCCAGAUCCCAGCGCCGUGUUACAUUUCACCUCCCCGAUGGCUCCCAGGAAAGCUGCAGUGACAGUGGUCUGGGAGACCACGAGCCGGUGGGUGGUGGAACCCUGAUCUCACACCCUCUCCCUCUGGUUCAGCCGCAGGAUGAGUUCUACGACCAGGCCUCACCAGACAAGAGGACUGAAGCUGAUGGCAACUCCGACCCCAACUCGGAUGGGCCUCUUGGGCCAAGAGGAUUAGCUGAAGCGACAGAGAUGUGUACUCAAGAAUGCCUGGUUUUGGGUCAUUCAGAUAAUUGUUGGAUGCCUCCCAGCCUGGGUCCAUACCAACAGCCAAAGUCUCCUAUGUCUACCUUUGCAUCUCAGAAAGAAUGGGUUAAGAAGGACAAAUUAGUUAAUGGACACACACUGACCAGGACCUGGAAAGAAGAUAGCAACAGAAACCAGUUCAGUGAUAGAAAGCAGUAUGGUUCCAGUGAAGGCCAUUUCAACACUGGCAAUCACAUGACUGAUAUUCCUCUGGCCAACUUGAAGUCUUAUAAACAGGCCUCAGGAGCUGCUGAGAGUCCAAAGGAGCACCAGCUAUAA
Messenger RNA from Lagopus leucura (white-tailed ptarmigan), 3714 nucleotides. It is a transcript of the gene PCDH9, whose product is annotated as protocadherin 9. The transcript has 8 exons. Gene Ontology annotation, molecular function: calcium ion binding. Gene Ontology annotation, biological process: homophilic cell-cell adhesion. The record is from RefSeq and is a predicted model, not a curated record. Gene Ontology annotation, cellular component: plasma membrane. NCBI's taxonomy places the organism in Eukaryota, Metazoa, Chordata, Aves, Galliformes, Phasianidae. Bases 1 to 3714 code for a protein of 1237 amino acids.